CAGAGCAGAGGGAGCAGCCCAGACAAAGCGGCGAGAAACUUUCACGCUGCUAAUCGCCAGUCCUGUCCCACCAAGCAUGGAUUUACAGAAGACAGCGGCGGUGCAGUAGAUUCAACACCCCUCUGAGGGGAUGAAAGCGAUAUUGGAGUGAAUUUAAAGUCCUGCUGCUGCUGAAUGGACGAGUUUAUUUUGGCUCCGCGGGUCGAUGAUGAAGCUUUACAAUGCAACAGCUGGGAUCUAUGCCCCUGGCAGUGAAAGCAGUGUUCAUUCUCCAAUCAUCAUGCCAGGAGUGCUAUCUGACCGCUGGUGACCCCUCCGCCAGCUGUUAUAGUGUGGAUCUCCACCCAGGGGACACAGAGUAAAAGCAGACAACAUGGUUCCCAACAAGUGGAUUAUGCAUCCAGUUCUUCACAAAUCACCUCCCAGAAGCUGGCUUGGCAUCCGGCUACGUCUCCAUGAGAAGCCCGCUCAGGAUGAGGAGUGUGUGGUUUGCCAGCACCCAGACUGCAGCGAGCGCCGUCACGCCUCAAAGGUGUGUCAUCAUCCCGACUGUCAGGAACUGAACGGUAAAAGCCCCCUGCACCUGUGCGAGUCAUGUGAUUCUAGCUGUCACCUGGAUGAGUCUGAUAGCAUGCACUUUGACAGGCAUCUGCGCUUCGAUGUACAGACACAAGGUUCUAUCCUGGCGCGGAAUGUGUCCACGCGUUCCUGUCCCCCUCGCACAAGUCCCCAUUUAGACCUGGAUGAAAACGAAGAAGGAAGCACUGAACGAGGAGAAAAUAAAACAGGAGGAAUGAAGCUGAAAGCUAGAGAAGGAAUAAAGCGGCGCCACACUGAUGACCCCAGGAAGGAGUGCUUUAGCCUCAAGUUUGACCUCAACAUAGACAUUGACACCGAGAUCGUCCCCGCUGUCAAGAAGAAGACAUUACGAGAGGUGCUCGGACCCAUUUUUGAGCGCAAGGGCAUUGAAUUAUCCCGAGUGGAUCUGUUCCUGGACCAGUCCAACACUCCACUCUCACUCCACUUUGAGGCGUAUUGUUUCGGAGGAAAUCACAUCAAAGUGAAAGCUCGGCCUGGCGAUGAGCUGAAGGUGGAGCAGAGCGUGAAGGAUCUGCGCUCUCUCAGUCUACCCUCCAUGAAUCCGCCAGUAGGGGGCAGCGUCUACAUCCUCACACCGGGCAGUGAGAAGCCAGAGCACGCGUCUUUACCGCGGCGGGAGAAUGUUGACGUACUGGGGUCAGCCCCUCGGCGGAAGGACAUAACCAAGUUUCUGGGUGAUGCCAACAUCCCAUCACCAGACACUAUGGCCAUGCUUGGUGGGCCUUUACCAGGUGGGGUUCCAGGAGGUUCAAUGCCCGGUGUGGCCCCCGGAACCGAUAACUGGAAGAUCCGCGCCACCAGUCGGAUCAGCGUGUUCUUCGGCGCCGGAUCUGGAAAGGAGGUGGACCGCGUGGAGCUCCUUCAGACUAAGUUGCAGGCGUACACACAGUUCGGUCUGCCCAAGGUUCCUUUUCAGCUCGCCUUCCACCAGGAUUCCUGGGAAGAGGAAGAGGAGGAGCCAAACCUGACACUCGAGGAGAGCUGGAGGGAACUGCUGGAAGACCCCAAGAGUCUAAGUAAACGUCAGUUUCAACAACAAGAAGCAAUAUGGGAACUGAUCCAAACCGAGGCUUCGUACAUCAAGAGACUCAGGGUCAUCACUGAUCUGUUCCAGUGCGGCCUGCUGAAUCUACAGGACAACGGUCUCCUGGUUGAGGUGGAGCCCCAGCGGCUCUUCAGCAACAUCCAUGACAUCGUACGUCUGCACUCAGCACUGUGGGUUCAAGUCAUGCUUCCGGUGCUGGAGAAAGCACGAAGCACAAAGAUCUUGAUCGACCCCGCGGACCUGCAGCAGGGGUUCAGUACGUUUGCAUCCAGGUUCCAGCCGUAUGUCCGCUACUGUAUGGAGGAGGAGAGCUGUAUGGAGUACAUGCGCUCGCUGCUGAGAGACAAUGAAAUCUUCAAGAUCUACGUCACGUGGGCAGAAACAAAUAAACAGUGUAACCGUCUGAGGCUAGCAGACAUGCUAGCCAAACCGCACCAGAGACUCACCAAGUACCCUCUGCUCCUGAAGACCAUCCUGAAGAAAACCGACGAGCAGACCUCCAGAGAGGCUCUCAGUAACAUGGUGGUGUGUGUGGAGAGCUUCAUUUACAGCGUGGACUCUCAGAUGCGCCAGAAACAGGAGAAGGAGAAAAUGGCCACCUUUUCGGCUCGAGUGGAGUCGUACGAGGCCGUGGAGGGAGCCAGCGAGGAGGUGGAGAAGGUCUUAAAGGAGUUCAACCGAAUUGACCUGACCACACCGAUGAUUGACACUUCACCAGAAGCAAUCAGGCAACUGCACCUGGAGGGGGCGCUCCGCAUGAAAGAGGGCAAAGACAACAGGAUGGAUGUUUACUGCUUCCUUUUCACUGAUCUGCUGCUGAUCACUAAACCAGUGAAGCGUUUGGAGAAGGUGAAAGUGAUCCGACAGCCUCUUCUCCUGCAGAAUGUGGUGUGCAGAGAACUCAAAGACACAGGCUCGUUUGUCCUCAUCUACCUCAAUGAGUUCAAGAGCGCGGUGGCUGCUUACUCUUUCCAGGCCAACAGCGCCACCCAGGGGAAAAGUUGGACUGAUGCGAUUUGCAAUGUCCAGAAACAGCUUCAGCGUUUGCGGUCAGAGGAAGCUCGCCGACAGAAGGCUUGUCUGAAGAAAAGACUAUUGGAAAAUCAGGAGGAAGAUGAGGACAGCUGUAACUCCACAGCUAGUUCUCCUCAAUUUAUUCACAAAAAUCAGAGCAACAGCCAAUCAGAUGGCUCCGCAGAAACCCUGUCGGUGAUGGAUAUGGAUGAGUCUGUAUCAUCUUUGGAUCCUUCUACUCUUCAGUCUGACCUAGCUGGCCAUUCAGACCAUGAUGCCCGCGUGUCUCCGCUCUCUGACCCUGGCGUCCCACAGCGGGACUUUGAGCCUCAUCCGGACAGUCAGGAGGGCUCAGACCUGGACCCUCAGUGCUGCUCCAUCUCCAUGGAUAGCGCUUACAGGACCCUUUCGCCAGAGACCAUACUGGAAACCCAGAGUCGAGUGGCCCUGGGAGAGGAAGAUGAUUCCGAGGAUGACAAGGGGACGACGGGUGACGAGGGGGAAGAUGAGGUGGACGAUGAGGAAGAUAAAAGCUCAUUCGGAUCUCAGAACUCAGUGGCGAAAAACGAAAACUCCGUUUCUGUAAAGCACAGGCGUCGAACGCCUAUCCUGUGUCGCCUGCCGUUUUUAGAGAGACUUAUUGUCAAAUCCUGUUCUGAGGACAACCUGCUGUCCACAGUACACCAUUGUAACAGUAACCACAGUGUCACCAGGGCAGCCACAGAGUGCACAGGAAGUCGGCUCAAAUGGGAACAAAGGGUUAAAUACUUAGAAGCACCGCUCAGCAGGAGCCUGACGGAGCUCAACGCUGCUGAAUCAGACGAGAGUCUCCCGACUGAUCCAGAGACGGAUGAAAGCCUCAGUCUCACAUGCAGCUUGCCCUCGAGCAUGCUUAUGGACACAUUGAGACGAGCCAGAACUGCACAUGAGGCUGACAGCAACCAGAUUCCCUGCAGUGCGUCAGACGGGGAGCUCUCGCCACCCUGUCGCCUGGAGCGAAAGGGCCGAUGUAAGAGACCCCAGAAGCACCGAAAACUCACACUGGCCCAACUCCACAGGAUACAGACCACACUGGUGCUCAACUCAACGCUCACAGCCUCGUAA
Carassius auratus (goldfish) is the source of this 3763-nucleotide messenger RNA. RefSeq names its product pleckstrin homology domain-containing family G member 5-like. Gene Ontology annotation, biological process: endothelial cell migration; Rho protein signal transduction. Bases 374 to 3763 code for a protein of 1129 amino acids. NCBI's taxonomy places the organism in Eukaryota, Metazoa, Chordata, Actinopteri, Cypriniformes, Cyprinidae. Gene Ontology annotation, molecular function: guanyl-nucleotide exchange factor activity. The transcript is spliced from 22 exons. The record is from RefSeq and is a predicted model, not a curated record. Gene Ontology annotation, cellular component: plasma membrane; endocytic vesicle; axon.